Patella vulgata (common limpet) is the source of this 1666-nucleotide messenger RNA. Its product is annotated as cyclin N-terminal domain-containing protein 1. Gene Ontology annotation, biological process: reciprocal meiotic recombination. Gene Ontology annotation, cellular component: site of double-strand break. Bases 125 to 1060 code for a protein of 311 amino acids. The record is from RefSeq and is a predicted model, not a curated record. NCBI's taxonomy places the organism in Eukaryota, Metazoa, Mollusca, Gastropoda, Patellidae. The transcript has 8 exons.
UUUAAAUAAAAAUAAAAUAGACUUAAUAAGUGGCCCCUGUCACGUGAGAAGAUAGUUUCGUCUGCUAGCUAGCACUACCACUGAUUUGUACAAAACUUGAAAGGCUAAGAAAAAUUUGGAGAAAAUGGAGACGAAAUACAGAGGAAUAUUUGGAUCACCAGCAGAACCAUUAUUCAAUGAUGAAAAGCAUGGAGUGCCCCCGGACAUUUUAAAAGAAUGGCUUGUUAACUUAGACAGAAAAAAUACCAUUUGUGCUGAAAAAUCGAAUAUAAAACAAGGUUUCUUUUACAGAUCUGAUGCAAUAACAUUUAUAUUUAACACAUGUGCUAAAUUAGAAGUUCCUAUAAAGGUGAAAUAUUAUGCAGUAGAAUUAUUUGAACGAUUUAUGACAAAACAUGUUCAAGAUUUGUACAAUCAUAUGAAAACAACGAGUAGUAAAACAAAGCAAAAAGACUGGAAUGAGGUCUUAGAUAGAGUUCAAAAUCAGUUGUUAUUAAGACUUGUUUCAUGUUGUCAAAUUGCCAGCAAGAUCACAUCCCAUUAUAAGGUUAUUUCAGCCAAAAAAGCCAAAUAUUUUCUUCGAGAUCUUGGUCUAAAAUAUUCCUCAACAAGUAUAUUACAGUCAGAGUUACGUGUUUUAAAAACCUUAGAUUUUAAUGUUAUGGAAACAACACCAUUAGUGUAUAUGGAAACAAUAUUAGAAAUAUUAGGCUAUAAUGACCCAAGUAUGUCAGUGAAAUCAUAUCAUGCUGUGGCAUUGAAAGUGUUAGAUGUUGUAUAUUUAAAGAAUACUCAAGUCUAUCAGGAAUUGUUUCUGGUAAUAGCUAAACAGACGACACCUUCCAUUAGUAAUAGGGCAGCAUUUAUUCAAGUGAAAUGUGAUAAAAUGUUUUUGGCUAUAUCUGUGUUAACAGCAGCUGUAUAUAUUGUUGAUCAGCCUAUGACAGAUAAGGUGAUAGACCAUUUAAAUAAAAUAACUAAAAGACCGUGUGAUGAUAUUCUGGAUUUUGCUACUGUGAUAGUUCAAAGUGUAAUAGAGGGAAGUGUCAAUACCGACUAGAGAAGAGAAAUAAACAAAUCCUAAGAAAUUAAAUUAGGUUUUGAAACUAUAAAAUGCUAUUUAACAAAGGGUGGGCUUGUGAGAUAUGGUGAAUUAAGAAGCACAAGGGUUAAUGUCUGCUCUCUCUGGGGAGCCAGUCAAUAUCUGGAGGCAAGUCCGGUGUAGUGUAGUAAAAGGAGGAUGAGUAAGGAAUUCACAGCCCCUAUCCCAGUAACGAAGGGUACAGUCGUACCUUUUGAGAUCAAAUAACUUAUAUAAAUUAUCAGGAACACUGACUGAUGAAUUGUUGCCACCUAGUUGGCAGUACAACGACAAAGAACCUAAAUGCCAUUCUGGCUCCAAAAUAAUGGGUGGCACCUGGGUACAAUGUCGCAAGGCUCAGGCAUUGUCUUGCUAUGAGCCACAGCUCUCAAACACAACCGCAUCUUCCAGGGCCACCCGACUUCACUUCAAUUUGGAAUGUUCUAUCCACGUUCGCACCCCAGGAGUGUUGAAGUAAACUUUAAUCGUCACUGAGUAGAACAUCUUUUCCACCCAAGUAAUAUUUUGUAUCUGUUCUAAUGUGGAGUAGAUUGAGAACCAGAGGUCGCAGUGGAUCAAUUUCGA